AUGGAAGAUUGGUCCUCGGAAUUCGAACAGUACCUCAGUGACAACGAAGGACACCAUUCUAUCGACCUACCAUCACAAGUUGACGGCAUUCCCCUGAUGGAAGCUGCAGUUGGUUGGCAUCUCACAGCCAUUCCAAACUUACCGCCCACUCUUGUCUUCAUUCCAAUAAGUGAGCUCGAGACAACUGCCAUUUCUGAUGUUGCGGAACCAUAUCAAUCAAAUUUGGCCAGUCAUAAUGACCUAACGCCCUUGCAUUUAUAUCCACUUCCGCCUGAUGAAGUGGAGGGUGAGGUUCACUUUUCACCCUAUGCCAACUCUACAACAACCGUUCUACACGGCAGUGAGUGCAAGAGAAAUGAAAAGACACGCAACUUAUCAUCCUCCGAUUCAAGCAAAACUUCAGAUGUUUGUUUUAUGUCGGCUGAUGAGGGUGACUCACUCACUGAGGAGUUGUUUUAUGAUCCCAUGAAAGUGGAAUUGAUGGAGAAGCAAAAUGAAAUACAGGAAGCUAUUUUGGGACUUAUGGGCAAGGAAGAAGCUAGUCUGGAUUUGUGCCCCAUCAUGGUUGAGAGUAGAAACGGUGCCACCGAAAAGCCAUUCAUUUACGAUGACACUAAAGAAUCAGAAGAAGCCCCUUCUUUAGAUGAAGGAGAUCAAUCUGGAGUCGCAGAAGUAUCAACAGAAACUGGUGGAAGUUCCGGUACAGAACUCGGGACAGGACCUUUCAACACAGUGUACAUUGGCCAAAAGUCCACUUUUCAAUUCGGUGGGCAACUGGAGGCUCGGGUGUUGUGUGAAGCUGUUUUGGGAUCAAAAAGUUCUGAAGACGAUGUUGUAGUGAAUGAAGACGUGCUGACAGAAACGGUUCAAGAGGCCAUCGCUUCACCAUUUCAACUGACGUGUCUUGAUGACGGUGAGAAUGGAGGGAAUGGUAUGAACUUUGAAAAGGAUCGAUUCAAUAGGGAUCUUCUAGAGUCUUCAUUAGGUAUGGAAUUUGGAGAGACACCCAGUCAACAGCUAACUGCCAGAAGGAGGUCAAUAAUCAGUGCCAAUUAUGAUGGUGAAAAAGAAGCAGUUCUUCAUCUUCAAGACUCCUCGCUGGAAGAAAAAUCCAUGGUGCUUGAUGAGACAAGACAUGCGGACGAAUCCGAAAUUGCCGGCGACUUCGACAAAAUAGAUGAAUUCGUACAUUCAACAAAUGCGUUUAAGGGAAAAAUGGAACAUGAUCUAGAAGAAGAAAGUGUUGAUGCGGCUGUUCCUCCUGAGGAUCUAUUUUCAAUUAAAAACUCUAAGGCAGGUAAUUUGGACGUAGUUAAGCAAGAAGGAGGUUUUGAACCUUGUUCAGAAGGAAUAGCUAGUAAAAUGAAUUUCGCAUCAGAAAAAGUUGCUGAAAGUGCUUCUGAAACAUAUGAAAAUAUAGAUGUAGAGGUGCCAACAGCCAUGCUUUUGGUAGCUCAGAAGGAGCCGCUGGAGGUUAGGCAUCAAGCAGGCAAAAUUGAAUUAUCCUCGUAUUUUUACGAAGUGUUACUCCUCCAAGACGCUAACCUAUUCAUCGAAGAAAGAAAGCAUGCUGGGUCAUCGGAAGUAUCCUGCGCCUUUAAUGAAGUAUGCGACCUGCCAUCAAUUACAAACUAUGCCCAUCAAACCAUAACGGCCGAAAGUGGAAAAAAUGGGGGUAUCCUUGGAGGUAGCAUUAAAACUGAUUUAGUCUCACCGCUUGAAGCCAUUGCAUUGCGGAAAUCUCUGUUAAAGGAUCCAGUUGAGAGCACACCUGAAACAGACGAUGUCGUAUGUAAAACCACGUUAACCGACAAUACGGAAGCAGCCGUAGAACCAGAAAAGAGUAGAGAAGGGGAGAUGCAGAGUUGUAAGUAUGAAAAAGAGAAAUUGUUUGAAAACCUUGAUGAUUAUUUAGAAGAAUCAAACUCAGAUGCCAUACCCAACCUGGAUUUGAGUAGUCAGAUUGAGCCACUUAGAGAAAAAGUUCAGGUGGGUGAGUCGGAAUCCGUCCAGUUUCUCAGUGGAAGACCAUCACCAGAGGGCGGCGGUCUUUUGCUUGAUGCAAAGAAGCAGGCUGGUUCUUCUGAAAUAUCCAGCUCCUUUGUUAAAAAUGAAGAUUCUGCAGCCUCCGGUGACCUGUCAAAUAAGACGGUUGUGGAAAAACUGAGGACACAGGGAGGCGAAUCUGUUUCUCUCGAUGCUGGCACGAUUACGUCCCAAGAGGACCCCUCUAUACGAGAUCAACAGAAGGCUGGAUCGUCUGAAAUAGCAUCUGCGUUUGAUAAGGAAAGUGAAAAAGAAGAAUCGCCGAAACUCACUACAGCUUCACUUCUCCUGCCAGAAAAUGUGAGCGCUCUUCAAGAUUCUGGAUGUGGCUUAGCUCCUUUGAAAUUCGUAACUGAAGAAAGCAAGGAAGAUGAGGUGGAGAUAUCAGAAGAGUUUAGUAUGGAAGAAGAGCUCGACCAAACUACAUUUACGUAUAUGGGACCAUUGAUGGGAAAGUUCCUCCCCGAAGUAUCUGAAACCGUUGUGAAUUUAUGUAGCAAUGUAGCUGAAAAUGCCGAAACUUUACUUGAUGACAGUAAAGUAGCUGAAACAUCUGAAAUGUUUAUCUACUUCGACGGGAAUGGUGCAACUUCUCACUCAAACGAAUCUUCUAACGCAGUUGUGGUCGAAGCAAGCAGAACCAAGUUUUGCACUGCAAAGGUCUUGAACUUCGAAGUCUUCAUUCCUUCCCAUGACGAUGGUGCCGUGAGAGAAGUUCAAACUAAGCCACAAGUUAGACUCACACAAAAUGAAACAGUUUUGGGCAUCGAAUUGGAAGAAUUGGGCCCGAAUGAUAUGCCAUAUGAAUAUGAGGUCCCAAUAAGCACAGACACUGAACCUCUCAGAGGUGGAUUGAAGGCACAUUUAGCUAAAAUCUUUGUGGGAACAGGUGAGUUGCAAGUUGAAAAUGUUGAUGGUUCCCACAAGUCAAUCGUCCAGAGGGAACCGAUCAAGCAGUAUGAAACAUCGUUAACUGAGCUCGAAAGUGUUAAGGUUCCCUCCGAUCUCCAACCUCUAAUCGGGUCACAAAACUUUGGUUUCGAAAGCAUUGAUUGCUGUAAUAACGAGGAGUUGGCCACAAUUAUUUUGCAUCCAGAAACCUAUUCAGUCGAAUAUCAUCUGCCGCAGAAUCAGGAACUCCAUGCUCUCGAACAACCUUCCACUUUUGUCGAGAAUCAUAAAGAUUUCGAUAAACAUGUAAUCAAGGGGAUGCAACAGAGUGCUGCCGACCAAUUAACUACUCUCUCCUCCGAAUUUGUUGUUUCCGAAGACAAUCGGUCGUGGGCCGAACAAUGCGAGAUUCAUGGGACCUCUAAUGAAGACUCUCCUUCAGAGAUGAGUGUCGUGAGACGACACUCCAUUCAGCUCCGAAGACAGUCGAGUCACUUCUCUCUCAAUAUAAACGCUUUUGAUACCUCAAAGAGUCUUUUCGAAACCUGGUCAGAGAAGGACAAACCCGAACGAGGAAGAUACUAUGUCUCCUUCACCGUUGAAGCCUUUAGGAGGCGAGAAACUAGUCCCGAUUUAGUGAGUGUAGAAGAAGACGAGGCUGUGGAACGCGUGGAUGGUGACAAUCCGGACCGUUGGGUGGUUGAAGCGGCAGCGCCCGAUAGGUGCGGUCGCUUGGCCAGUGUCUGCGUGUUGGAGAAGCCAGUAGCCAGCCACUAUCGACAUUCAACUGGGAAAAGCCCCAGGGAACAGUUUCGGGACGAAGUGCUAACCAUCUCAAACAAGCAGCAAGAGUGUAUGAUGAAAAGAAAACACGCAUUAACAGAUUUGUCCGAAGAAGAGGAGGGUUACCAGUUGCGCAUUAAGAUGCUACGAAAUAUUCUUGAACGUCUUGAUGGCACUCAAAUAAAAGAUGACAAGAAACUUCCUCUUCCAAAAGAGAUGAUUGAGGCCACAAAGAGGAUGCUCUCGCAUAUCGACAGAAUUGUUAAUCUCUCGGAAAGCACCCUGACCAAGCUCCAGACCUGUGUGAUGGAUCCGCCUAAUGCUGCAACAUGUUUCCUCCAAAAUGAGUCAGAAUGGGCACAAUAUUCGGGCUACUUUUAUCACCUGAAUCGAUGGAUGGAGUCGUUCAAGCCAUUACUUACCGACCCAAAACUAAACCACCUCUUCUGCAUGGCACCGGAGAACGACGAACAGGAGAGCAGAAUUGACGCCCAACACCUCUUAGAAUACCUUUUCGCACCGAGAACACACCUCUCGGCAUAUGAACAUUUGCUUAGCUGCCUUGCGCGAUACACCAGCAGGAACGAACAAGAUACCCGAUGUCUAGAAAAAGCCAUAACAGUGGUGAGAAGGCUUCAAAGAAGGUCGACGGAGGCGUUGAGGCUUUGGCCAUUUAUUGCCAACAUGCCGGUGGACGGAUCGCUUGGAGUUCUGCCCUCAUCAAAUGCAUAUGUCGAUGCUAAUCAGUUACCGAAGCCCAUCACCAGAAUGACCUUAUUAAACGUUAGCCAAAGCAAAAUGAACGAAGGCGGUACAGCACUUAGUGAGGAGGGAUUUCUGGUGCUGAAUGAAGAUAAUAUUCUCUUCAUAAAGGCUCUACCAAAUGCAGAGAAAAAAUAUGAAAUCUCAUGGAUUUUGCCGCUAUCAGAGAUACGUCUGCGACCGGAAAGUAAAGGAUUAAACACUGAACGUUUUGAAAUUUGGAACGUUACCAAUUCUGGAGAUUCCCUCAAGGUUGUUUACACCAUCUCAACCCCUAACGCAUGUAGUCGACAAGCCUGGUUGCAGGAUAUUCAGCGGGCCUUAAAGAAAAAAGACAUCGUUGACUAUCUCGUGGAUGUUACGUUGCUGAGAGCUCAUGAAGAGGCUGCUGCUGAAGCUAAUCAAACAAGAACUAGCUUGUUGGACGACACCAACACAGAGGCAACAGAUGGAAUUACAGACUCUUUCUAUGAUGCAGAGGAGAUGCUAAAAUCGCGGACCUAUGAUUCGGACGCCAUUCUGCCACAGUCUAGAGAUUCCGUCAACACGCUUGACGGUGUCAUUAACCCUUUCAUGGAACAAAUUCCUGAGGGAGAAAGCAAUACUGCAGAGAUUAGCCAGGUUUUGAUAACGCAGUCAAUCAAGACAGAGAAGCCCUAUGUGCAUCGUUCAGAACCGCAGCAUAUUAAUUCGUCUGAAGGUGGUGAAAUGGAAUUGAACAUUGAGACUUCUACCUCGGACAAUGACAACUACACAACUGAAUGGACUUUUAACGGGACUCCAAUCGAUGCAGAGAACAUGGGUGCCUAUCCUCGUACCGAGGGCAAUACUGCGUACUUACUAGUCCCUAAGGUAUCAAAAAAACUGCAUGAGGGAUGUUAUGAAUGCACUCUCACUUGGCCAUCUGGAAUGCAAGCAAUUUUCCCAUUCGCUGUGGUGGUGCACGAUUCGGAAGCUGGAAUAGAUCCAACAAACGAAGUUAGCAAGCUGAGCUUAAAAACUGUUGAAUUAUCAAGAUUGGCAAUACCAAAUGAAGAUGAAGAAGGUUCUGUUGAAUUUCACGAUGGGGAAAUAAUUUUGCUACCUGAAACUCAAAAUGAAAUCUAUGAGGCAAAAGAAACAUCAAAUACAAUGAUGUCGGAGGCUGCUGAAGACCAGAAACGCUACCGUGUAGCGAAAAUGGGCAUCAUUCACAUUGAUCAUGAACCUCCUUUAAAGGACGUUUCCUUAAUGGAAGACGCGGACGCCACAGUUGAGGAGGAAACUAUCGACACUUCAGUAGUUUCAACGACUUUGAAUGAAUCGCCCGUGGUUGUAAAACCUUUUAUCCAAAAGUACAUAGAACCAACUAAAAUUGACACAAAAGAAGGCGGACCGUUCAAACUAAUAGCUUUGGAAGUCGUUGAUACAACUUCAAGUGUUUCGUGGACACUGAAUGGGAGAAGGAUCCCCAUCAAUGUUUUUGAGGUUCAUAGAAGGCCCUCAAGUAUUGAGUUAACUAAGCCGACUUUAACUAGUUCUGAUUCUGGGGAAUACACCUUAUGGGUGGAUGGAAAAAUGAAAGCAAACUUCGUUUUGAAUGUAGAAAAGGGGAUUGAAGAAGAGCCACAAAGUGAAGAAACGGAGGUUUUAGAAAAGGAAGAGAUCUUUAAUGAAAAGAAGGAGGAUUAUCCUGUUGGCGAAAAGGAAACUGAAAUAAAUGACCUUAAGCAGAAGUCGUCUCAAAAAUCGGAGAUUAGGGAAUCAAGGCGCGGUGACAUCAUUCAGCUUACAGAAGGCGAUAAGCUCCGAUUCGACACCCAAAUUCCACUUGAUGCUCGUCAAAUGAAGAGCAAUAGACUAUGGUGGACGAAAAAUGGAAAGCCAUUAGUCGACGUGGAUGGAGUUGUGUCACGUAGCUCGAAAUUCACCGCCAAAUCCAUCACCAAGUCUCCGGGCUCCACCACUGUGGAAUUGGUCAAGAAAGAUUCUGUUUCUGUCGAGGAUGCAGCGACCUAUGUGCUGAUGGGUGAACCAAGAAUAAGGCGUGGUUUCAGACCACAGGAAACAGCUUAUGCCACAAUUGUUGUGUCUGUGGUAGAGAAACCCAAGAUUGGUGUUGAUGAGGGUGAGGAGGAAGUUGCGGCAAUCCCAACUGCGUUGGAAGAAAAGAAGGAUGAGUCGGUGAAGGAGAUUGUUGAAGCAGAAGAGGUGUUAGAGGGACGAGAAGCUGGCAAGGCGAAACCAAUGGAAGCAAAGGGUGACGAUAAAGAUAGUGAGGGGGAAUCUAUGACGAGGAAGAAGUCACUUGAAAGUGCGCCAGAAUUAAAGGUAGAAGCUGAACAACCGAUUUUAGAAGAAGAGUCUUUAAGCACCUUGAAUGACUUCGACGUCAAGUUAAUAGAGAGCUCACAAGACAGGGAAAAAGCCGGCGGAAUUGAGCCAGAGAAGACGAAUAAAGAAUUGAGUAGCGAUGGUGGAGGUAAUGAAGGGGAAUUGAUUAAGGGGUCUUUUGAGAGCGAUGCCGAGUCAAAGCCUGUUAAGACCAUGGAGCAGUCUGUAGGAGCGUUUAAAUCUGUUUCAGAAGACACGGAGGGACUUCCGACCGAAAAAAUCAAUGAAACGGCACGAGUGUCACAGACGGAAAAAGUCGGUGAAACUAAGGCAAGACGGAAAACGAGUAAAGAUAAGAGCAGAGAAGAGCUGCAGACAAUGGUAAAACCUCUUGAAGGUGAGGCUGAAGAGCAACAGGGUAAGGCGAAUUUGGAGGGCGUAAACGAAGUCCUCUCCACCUUACCACCAGGAGGAAUGAAGACAGAAGAGCCGAUUGCAGCAGCUCUUACUUCUGAAAACAUUGUCAAACUGAUAGAAGGUGAUAAAUUCCAGUUGGUUGCCAAAGUGCCAUUGGAUUCUCGUCAAAUGAAGAGUGAUAGACUAUGGUGGACAAAGGACGGAAAAUUAUUCCUUAAUGUAGAUGGUGUUACUCCAAGAACCGCUAAGUUCCUUUCAAGGUCCACUCCGAAGUCACCAAAAUCUACUGAGGUAGAAUUGAUUAAGAAGGAACCCACUGAUAUGAAUGAUGCUGCAACGUAUAAGCUUCUUGGUGAACCAAGACUAAAGCGCGGCUUUAGGCCACAAGAAACAACCUAUGCCACGAUUGUGGUUUCUGUGGUAGAGAAACCGAAGUCUCAUAAAAGUAACGAUGAUGAGUUGCAGACUAAGGAAAUUGAAGACUCCAGUAAAACACAGCCUGUCCAACUGGAAAAUGAUAACCAGAAUCAACAAGAGGAGGUUCAGAGUAAAGAUAUCUCUCAGGAGAAAGUCAAGGAAAGUGAGGUUCGGUCAAGAAGGACAAUAGAUGAAGAUGAUGCUUUUGGAAGAAAAGCUGAAAGUGGCAAGUCGUCGGUUGAUGUAAGUGAACAGUCUACAAAAGAUCAGAAUAAGGAAACGAUCAAAGGAAACGAAUCUCCAACAGAAAGCAAGGAGGCUGUUAGAGAGAAGCCUGAUGUAUCUGGAGCUGCAGUGAAAUAUACAGAAGGCGAUAAGCUCCGAUUCGACACCCAAAUUCCACUUGAUGCUCGUCAAAUGAAGAGCAAUAGACUAUGGUGGACGAAAAAUGGAAAGCCAUUAGUCGACGUGGAUGGAGUUGUGUCACGUAGCUCGAAAUUCACCGCCAAAUCCAUCACCAAGUCUCCGGGCUCCACCACUGUGGAAUUGGUCAAGAAAGAUUCUGUUUCUGUCGAGGAUGCAGCGACCUAUGUGCUGAUGGGUGAACCAAGAAUAAGGCGUGGUUUCAGACCACAGGAAACAGCUUAUGCCACAAUUGUUGUGUCUGUGGUAGAGAAACCCAAGAUUGGUGUUGAUGAGGGUGAGGAGGAAGUUGCGGCAAUCCCAACUGCGUUGGAAGAAAAGAAGGAUGAGUCGGUGAAGGAGAUUGUUGAAGCAGAAGAGGUGUUAGAGGGACGAGAAGCUGGCAAGGCGAAACCAAUGGAAGCAAAGGGUGACGAUAAAGAUAGUGAGGAGAAGUCACUUGAAAGCGCUCCAGAAUUUAAGGGCGUUCAGUCUGUUCAAGAAAAAGAGAUCGAAUCCCCUCUAGAAGUAGAGAAAGAGUCACCAUCAAAAGCGCCUUCGUCUUUGACAGAAAAUGUUGUUUCCUUGACGACUGGUGACAAGCUGCAACUAGCUACCUUGGUUCCUCUUGACGCUCGUCAUUUCAAAAAUGAAAAACUUUGGUGGACAAAAGAUGGAAAACCAUUCUUAGAUGUGGACGGAAUUACUUCCAGAAGUGCCAAAUUUGUCUCCAGGUCAAAACCAGAUCCCCCACAAUCUACGAUCAUCGAAAUGACCAAGAAAGAACCUGCUACAGUUGAGGAUGCUGCAACGUAUGUACUGAUGGGCGAACCCAGAAUCAAGCGUGGCUUUAAAUCUCAAGAAAAACCUUACGCUACAAUAAUUGUAAAGGUUUCGGAUGCACCUUCAAAUGAUUCCUCUCAAACUGAAGAGGUGUCCUCAAAAAUUCCUGCCUCAACUAAACUGAAGGAAGAAGAGCAAAUCGAUUUUGAGGCUUUAGCCGUAACUGAAGAAAAGAUGAAGGUAGAAGAUGAAGAGAAAGCCGAGGGCAAUCAGGUCCAUGAUCUGAAAGGAAAGCCAGAAGAGGUGGGUAUAGAGGAGAAGAAAGAAAAGCGGAAGAAAAAGUCGAAGUCCAGUGAAAGUGAAGGGGAAGAAGGGAAAAGAAAGUCAAGAAAGAAAAAGGUUUCUGAAGAAGUUGCAGAGAAGUUGGAAGAGGCUGCGCCUGUGGAGGAGAAGUUGGAAACUAAACUGGUUGAAACCGUUGAACUUCGGUGCAUCGAGGCUAAUGCAAACAGACGCCUGGGACACGAAAAGAUACCUGUUCCAGCUGGUGAACCCUUAUGCCUCACCGUCACUGGUGUUCCGCCAGAAGUAACGUCUGUUUCGUGGACCCUCAACGGUCAGCCAGUUCGUUCUGGCAAACGAGUUCAACGUCUGCUUGAGCCAAAUCCUCUCGGCAAAAGAUAUGACGGAGAGCUCAUGGCUCAAUUAUAUCUUGACUCCACUGUCCUCCUCGACUCUGGAGACUAUGAGUUAACCAUAGUACCAACAGAUACGUGUCCGAUUAAAGGGCAUCUUUCCAUCCCAGUGGAAAUUGUAUCAGCAAAGAAAGCACUGGCAAAGCAGAGAAGUCGGACGGGGGAUAAUGGGAAAGUGGAAGGAGAGGAAGAGAAUGUUAAUGUUUUGCAAGUCCAACCAAACCUUUGCCAACCUCUAGGCUUCACAGCGUGCGAGGGACAGUCUAUAAGUCUUGUCGCGGACCUCAGCGUGCCAGUGGACAAGGUACCACCAGAAUCUGUUUCCUGGAGUCGCAAUGGCAUUCCUUUGUCGCCAGAUGAUCCAUGUCACGACUUCUCCAUCAAAGCCUCGGAGAAGAAUCGUGAUCACACUUCUGUGAUCCUGCACAAGCCUGCAGUGACUCUGGAUGAUGUUGGCUUUUAUUCAGUCACGUAUAAUCCUCUGCCAACAAUUAAGGAGGAGCCUCUGGCCGAGGCGGCAGAUGAGGAGGGUUAUGGAACUGGAUGGGAGGUUGACUUCCCAGAACUUUUGGUAUUUCCUGCUGAAGCAGCCCCAUGUCCCUCUCCUUCCAAGGCUCCUAUUUUCACCAAAGAAUUGCCGAAAGAGAUUCGUGUUUUGGAGGGCGAUACCAUUACUCUGGAUGCAGAGAUUGCCGAGCCUAUUCACGGAAUAACGCCGAUAUGGUCAGUGAAUGGACAUGAUAUCAACCCUUCGAGAACCUCCGAAUACGUGGUGUGGGAUAGUGGAAACUACUUCGCUUUGACCAUCCCUGCCGCUGGCAAGCAUCACCUGGGUGAUUAUGAGCUCAGACUGACUAGUGGACAGGGAAAGGAACCCAUAAUGACCUCGUGCCAUGUCAGAGGCAAAUCGGACUUUGGAGCUAUGCCAUUUGACACACCAAAUCGAGCCAUUGUUGCUUCUCACGGCAUUGUACCGAUGUUCACAAAAAAGCUCACCGACUUGGAUUGCUUGUCUGGGGAAACCAUGGAAUUAACUUGUCGUGUAGUUGGUGACCCUAUUCCACACUUUUUCUGGAGACACAAUGGUGAAAUCGUGGAAUCCGAUUAUCAUCACCGAGUCCGAAGCUAUGACAACACCUCCACAUUGAAGAUCUUUUCCAUAGAACCAAAAGAUCGUGGUACUUAUAUAUGCAGUGCUGUUAACGAAUUGGGGAAAACUCAGACGUCUGCACAGAUUUCCGUAGAUGGCAUGACUGAACCGUUGGAAGAGACAGAGGUUGGAACAAGCAAAAUUCGGCCUCCACGACAGGGUCUUCCAAGAGCUGCACCAGAAGGUCUAAUGCUUGAAAGCGCGACUCCGACUGAGCUGACAAUUUGUUGGAGUCCAGUUUCCUCGGAAGAAUCUGGCAACAUUGCUUAUACCGUGGAAAUGUCCAAAGAUAAUGGCUACUUCUGGAGUCCUGUGCUUACUGGUCUUCAAACCACACGUGCUACCCUACCACAUACUAUUGUAACACCCCUCCAACCCAUUCAGUUGCGGGUCCAUGCUGAAAACUCUCUUGGAACCGGUCCACCUUCUCAGCCCGUACUCAAAAUUCCGCCACGUGCUAGUGUGCCGAACAUGCAUGCCAUCAAACCUGCUAUUUCCAAUUUGGAUUUAACCUCAGUCAUGAUCACGUGGUCUAGUCCUACUAGUGGAGCACCAUCGAAUGUCUCCUACAUUCUGGAAGUACGCGAGGGCACAAAGGGUGGAUGGAAGCCAGUAGCCUCGGGUCUGAAAGAUAAAACCUACAUCUAUCAUUUAAAACCCGGAGUCUCCACAAUGGUACGCGUUCGGGCCUAUAAUGAGUUUGGAACCUCCGAACCAAGCGCCACGGCAAUUGUCAAUCUUCCAGUAGAGGACUUAAUCCCAGAUCUUGCAAUGGAUCCACCAUGGGUUUCCGUCAUUAGGCCCGAUGUCAGUCAUACCGAGAAGGGAGGUCAAUUAGGACUCAUGGUACACUGGAAAGAGGCCUAUCUCCCGGAAUACUGUGAUGACUGUGUGAGUGGUUUGAAACCCGUCUACACACUUGAAUGGAGAAAAGGUCGAACUGGGCCCUGGCAUGUUGUAGACGAUUGUAUAGUUGACACAACGACCUACAGACUUCCGACGUAUAUUGUGCGAGGCGUCCAAGAAGCAUGUACUUCCAAUUCGCAAAGUCCGGAGGUUCGAGUUAUCUGUCGAAACGACUACGGUUCGACCCUGCCUACAAAAUCCCUAAGACUUACCAAUUUCGGUCUGCCGAAACACUCAGACUCAGAUCUCGAGAAAUCAACUCGUCCAGAUGAAGCGCUACUCUCUCUCCCAAUAAUUGCGCUUGCAGACGACGUAGGAAGAGCUCCCCUGUGGCUAACCUCUACAGAUAUCGAGGAUGGUAUUAGUCUUAAGUGGAAUAAAACGUUUCACUAUGGAGAUGACAGUCUACAUGGCAAAUACCGCAUUGAACGUGCUGUGAUGCCAAGUAGUUAUACAGCUGAAACUGAAGGCCUGUGGGAACCAGUUGGACCUCGGUCACAACCCAUUCUCGGAGACUCCUACUGUCUAGACUUGGCUCUUCACCCAUCCGCUGAACAACGGCUUCGCCUUCUGGCCCUAACAAAUGAUGGUUCUGUCUCGGGGUGGCUGAAUGCCUAUAGGCAGGUACGACUGCCUUCCAAGCGCCAACUUCUUCCAUCGCCUGUGGAGGGCCUGCGGGCUCACCUCAUUCAGCCAAAGGAGGAAGGCGGGGUCUUUUCCGUUCUGCUUGACUGGAAUUGUUCUGGUCAAACUGAAGGGGAAAGAAUUUUGGAAGAACAGUUGGAGCCCGGAGCAUUUUUCACUCCACAAGCAACUUCCUACCGCGUGGAGGUUCAAGAGAACCAUGGAGCGUGGCGUGAAGUCGGCACUCUAAUAGGUUCCUCUAAAACAUUUUUUGUACACAAGACGCCAAUGAGCGGCGCCACCCUUCGGUACCGAGUUAUACCAAUUAACCGAUUCGGUGAGGGACCAGAGGUGGAAGUGCCAGCCAUCCAUACCCCCAAACGAUUGUCAGAACUUCAAGGCUGUGUGGAGGACUUGAAGGUUUUGAUAGUUGCUCCUCGAUCAGUAUUUCUGCGCUGGCGUCUAGGAGACGAGGCCAUUGAUGCGCUGGAAUUGAUGGGACGUCGAGAACUGUCUUGUCCCUCUGCAGCACGCGGAAUGGGUGACAGUGGCUAUGAGGAGAAUGCAGAAUUGCGCGGUCGUGUCAGUUACUGCGUGGAGCGUCGUGACGCAUUCUCAUCAGACUGGUAUGCAGUGGCAACUGUAGAGAGCUUCCAGGACGAGUUGACAGGCAAGGCAACACUACGUGACUGUCCCAAGGAGAUGUACGGAAAUGAGUAUCGAGUCAUUGCCUUUCUGAACAGUCAGCCCUGUGCCCCGACUGAACUGGCGCCUGAUCUCUCCUACCACAAGGCCAAGGUGGAUGUGAGCAAAGUAGAUGAAUACCAAAUUUCCUAUCCUGAGGAGAACCUGACGGGUUUCUUUAGCAAUAACAUCCUGGCAUCUACACUGCCGCAGAGUCUGGAAGAAGACCUCACUUUUGAUGUUGAGGCUAUGUGUGGCAAUAGGAAGGAGUGGGAGAAAAUUGCCACAGGGCUUCCAACACCAGUCUUUGCAUGGAGUGGAGUGAAUCCCCUUCUACCCUACUCUUUUCGCAUUGUUGGGAGAAAUCAGUUCGGUGAGGGUAUUCCUUCUCGUGCAACUCACGUUGACGCUCAAGUUGUUAUUCCUGAUCUCUCUUUCGUGGUUCCAACGGUGCGAGAAGCCACAGGCGUUCUGGAGGGUCGCGAACCUCCGGAAAUGCGUUGGCAGACACCAAAGAUGUAUAACCUAACCCAGACAUUGACACCUUUCACUUAUGAAGUUCAAAUUCGGCGAGUAGGCUCUGGAAGUGGCUCAGAUGAGUGGGAGACCUUCCGAAAGGGCUUGAAGCAGCCUCGAUGUUCCCUAGAAGGUCUAGAUCCGACGCAAGAGUAUGUACUCCGUGUUGUGGCAGUCACUAACUUUGGUCGGGGCGAACCUAGUCAAUCUGUCAGAAAACGUAAAUCUCGAGCUAUCCACUCAAGUCAAUCUCUCGGUAGCCGUAGUACCCUUGGCAGUUCUUUCGACUCUAUACCGCCACAGUUUGAAAAUCCUUCAUCUGAAGUCGUCUACGUGCCAUGUGGCGGAGACUUGGAUCUUCGAUGCACUCUUGCUUCCUCCAACCUGAAGAAUCCAGUGCAGUUCAUUUGGUUCUUCAACUCCCAGGAAAUUCCAAACGUUCCCAGCACCCUAGACGCUCUUACUGCUAUUUAUAAGUUCUUUCAAGUAAAGCUGGGAGUUAAGCAGUGUGAGGCCGCAAAGCACGAGCAGUUUCCAUCAGGCUACUUUCAGCAUGUGACUGGCGGUGGAAAGUCGGCCCAGCUAAGACUUUUCGACCUUGAUGAACGUGACUUUGGAACCUACACCUGCAAGGCUGUUAACAGCUUCGGUACUGCUGUCAAGGUGUUCAAAGUGCUCAGGGCUGACGCACCAGUGAUCACCGAGGUUCCCCUACCAAUCAUAACACUACCUGUACACCAUACCCUUCUACUACCCUGCUGUGUUGAUGCUGUGCCACCGCCCAGAAUUACAUGGACCCGUGACUCCAAGCGCCUUACUUCCUCACAUCGCACGUGGAUUGGCGGAGAAUCGAGGUCUGCGGCUCAGCUGGAUUGGUUUGCGAACAAUGAAGAGCCUGAACUCAACGAGUUAACCGUUGAUGCUUCCUUGCGAGUGGAGAGAUGCGUAUUCCAAGAUGCAGGUCUCUACACAAUGAUUGCAGAGAAUCCAGCAGGAAGAGCUCAGACUAGCUGUAUUGUGAGAAUCGAGGAAAAACUGUCUCCACGGACGAUUACUCCACGAUGGUCAAAUAUAGAAAAGCACUACUUUGUUCUUCAUCAAAUAGCUACAGGUUCUUUCAGUCGUGCUCACCUGUUGAUUGAUAAGAAAACAAGUCGGGAGUACGUGGGCAAGGUCUAUGCGCUGGCCGACCCUAUGACCCGAGUGCUGGGCGCGCGAGAAUUUGAAUGUCUCAAUCGACUGCAUCACAACAAUAUCGUAGAGAUGAUUGACGCUGUGGUCAGCGACGAUUAUCUCUUUCUAAUCACCGAGAGACUCUCCGGAAAUCAUCUGCUGGAAGAGGUUGUCUUGGGACAUACAUGGACGGAGGCAGCCGCUGCGAUGCUCAUCAAAGAAAUACUAGAAGCAGUGGCACAUGUUCAUGAGGAAGGUAUCGUCCACCUCGACAUUCAGCCGGACAACAUAAUCUUUCCGCGAGGCACCUCUUCACGUACUGCUGGCCUGGAAGGAUUAAUGCAAGCGCUCAGUAGUCUUUCCGUCGACACUGCGGGCGCUGGUGGUCGCAGUGAUCUCGGUGUCAUCUCAUGCUUUGUUAAACUCACCGGAUUUUCAAUGGCUCAACCUGUAGGCCAACGUACUACCCUUCAAAUGGCAAGCAUCAUGCCUCCUCCACUCUGGUGUCCUGAUUUUGCUGCUCCGGAGCUUCUUAGCAUCACCACCGCUCCAGGCAUAGAGGAUAACUCACAAAUGUGCGUCGGUUUUGCUGCUGAUGUCUGGAGUGUUGGAAUCAUUGCUUACCUCCUACUCUUUGGGGAGCAUCCAGUUAUUCGCAAUGCAGAUGAGACGUUAAAAGUGGACGAUGUUAAUUCAAUAGAGGAUGGACUAGCAGAUUUGACGAAUGCGUCAAUUGAUUCAUACGAACAGGACGUUUCAUUGGAGGCGAUUGAUUUCCUCCGUUAUUUGCUCGAUGCUGAACCCCGAAAUCGACCCACAGCCAAGGAGUGCUUACAACAUCCUUGGCUUGCUGAAGGUAGUCGAAGUGCUCGUAAUUUGGAGAACAGUCUCAGCAAUCUCAAAACCUACCAGCGCAUCUAUCAAAAAAGGAAAACAAUCCCAACGGGGAAUCUGCGCAAGGAGAGUUUCUUACGCUUUGCUGGACGGGCGUGCAUCGAAGCGACGCCAGCUCGACCGUCAGAAUCGCCGAUGUCGUUAGAGGCGCGGGAGGAUUCUAUGCAACCUCCAAGGAUGUCUUCCAGUGAUGGUGGCUCUUCUGGACGAGGAUGCAGCAUUGACCGAGAUUUAACAAGUCGAAUCGCAACAUUAAUGGUUCCACCGGAGGAGCGAUUUGGCUGCACUGGGUCGGGCACUUCUUCACUGAGGUCCUCGAUGCUCCACCUGGACGUCGAUGAAUACCAAAUGAACCAAUCACCGCUAGGGUCACCCUCACCACGUCUUGAACCUUGGCGUGGUAGCGAUGGAACACGCAGCCCAAGCCUCUUCUCGGCCGAUGACUCGUCCGAGCCCGUCAAACGCCUCUGUGAUGAUAUUUCUAAAGGACGCGACGAGCAAAUCCUCCCUGUAGAACCACGUCACUGUGAGGGUCCUCUGAAGUCCACCAACAAACUGGCUCCAGUAUUCUCCAAUCCGCUGCGUGACAGUCGGAUUGAUCCACAAACCAACAGCGUUUUCUUCUCCUGUCAACUGGCUAGUCCUCCACGGCUCCUGGCUCCUGAAAUUCUCUAUCAACGCAGUGAUGUGCGCAAGCAUCUUGAAAUCCUCGGAAUGGAAAACUUCGCUCUUGGUGGAAGUGGUACCAGUAGCAGUGGCGUUGGUAGCGGUUCCAGCGGCAGUGUGGCAGCAGCGUGGUAUCUUGGGGGCUGCCUUCUAUCAGAAGCACCCGGUGUCUCGUUGGGCGCUAGUCCUGAUGGUUGGCUUUGGCUGCGUCUUAAUGAUGCGGAGCGUGGUAUGGCAGGAAAAGUGGUGGAGUGUGUGGUGCGAGCUAGACACGGAAAGGCGAAGACAAGGGCAAGAAUACUACUACCUGAACCGCCAUCACCUCCUGGUCGUCCAGGCAUCCUACAGUCAGCUUCCACUGAAGUCCUUGUUGGCUGGACUUGCGGAAAUGAUGACAGCUGUGAGGACUUUAUCUAUCGCGUGGAUGUCAAGUACCCCGACGCCAAACCGGUUGCCUCAGCGUGGAGGACAGUCGGUUACUCUGUGGACCGCCGUUUUCUUAUUUCCGGCCUGGAACCAGAACAGGCUUAUCGCGUGCGUGUGUGUGUCCGUAAUGCCAUUGGUUGGAGUGCCUACAGUAUCGCUUCUUCCGAGUUCCGGCUUCACUCUGGUUACGCGACGACAGUACCGCUGAUAGAAGAGGAACGAGAAUGGAUCUUACGAUGGCGACAAGCCGCUCAUCCGUUCGGCCUUAGCGAUCACCCUGAGGCUAUGUCGACAACCGCGUCAUCGAAUUCCAAAGGUAUCGAGCAUGAGGCUUUCAAAAGACCACCACCUUCUGGAGUUGUCAAGGAAAUGAUCCAGGCUUGUGGUCUCUUCCCACAUCUGGAAGCCGUUAAGAUGCUUUGUCGAACAGAGGGUCUCAUUUCGAGAGGCAAUUUUGGAGAGAGUAGUCAUCUACUGGCGCUCAUUCGAUGCCACCCAGCUCUUGUGGAACGCGGUGAUUUGCCAAAUCAGCGACCAGAAAAGCAGCUGCUUCGGCUACCUGCUUUUCUUGUUGCCCGCAUUACGCGCCUUAGCGAAUCAUCAUCUGCAGAAUCACUGGAGUCCCAAGCACGACAACAAGCUCUCCUCCUCACCCUGCUUCGUUCUGCAGCAACAAUUACUGCUUGUAGCGGACUGGAAGGGGCUCCCCUCUUCACCCAGCAAUUCGGAAUUCGAUUGCCCAGCCUCCUGCCACAAGGUCUUUGCCUCGGGUGGCUAGCUAACGAUGCCGCCAAGCCAACGGCGGGAAUAUCAGUCUCAUAUUGGAUACCAGGAGGGGCGUUGCUAGAUGUCUUGUUAGCACGUGGAGAGUUUACGGAAUUCAGUGUAGCGCGGUGGGUCAAUCAACUGCUCGGUGCACUCCGAUGGCUCCAUACAGCCUUCCAUGGACGUCUGCAUGGGAGAGUGGACUUCGACAGGGUCCAGGCGGCCAGACGCACCUCGACAUUACCCGAUAUUGUUUUGACUGGAGUGGAACCUAUAGAACCUUGGGAGAAACGAGUCGACUGUUUUACUGCGCCUGAAUUAGUCGACGGUGGGAAAUGCAAUGCUCUGUCUGAUCUUUACAGUGUGGGUGCUUUUGCCUACAUUCUCCUCCUGGCCGAGAGUAUCUCUACAUCCCUAACAGACCGCCAGACCUCCCGAACGCCUACUCCUACAAGUGAGAAAGCAAUUGGUGGGGAGGCAUCAGGACGACUACGAAAGAAGUCAUCCACGGUGACACUACCCGGUGGCUACCGUAAUCUUGACCGACCAGUGGUCAACCUAAAGGCUAUUAAGCACCUCUCUAGGUGGGGUCGGAGAUUUGUCUACAAUGCUCUGCAAUUAGAGCCCAUGAGUCGUGGGUCUCUUGACUUUUGGCUUGAAAAUGAUUGGUUCAGUCUACGGCCAGAGGUGGUUAAACAACUUGCCGCAAAUACAAUUCCCUCCAAGUAUCUGCGUGCCUUCAGACCCUCAGAGAACCUCUAUGGUGUUGUUCCACUUUACCCUGACGAGAUCGAUCCCCUUUCAACGGUGUGA
Hydatigera taeniaeformis is the source of this 18126-nucleotide messenger RNA. The record is from the annotation of a GenBank genome assembly. Lineage: Eukaryota; Metazoa; Platyhelminthes; Cestoda; Cyclophyllidea; Taeniidae.